This is a messenger RNA of Caenorhabditis sp. 36 PRJEB53466, 3878 nucleotides long. The record is from the annotation of a GenBank genome assembly. NCBI's taxonomy places the organism in Eukaryota, Metazoa, Nematoda, Chromadorea, Rhabditida, Rhabditidae.
AUGACUUACAAUUACCACUACGAUUUGGCCACUUCACAACGAAAAGUGAGUUGAUUUUCGAUGGAUCCACUCCAGAAUCAUAUUGUUUCUCAAAUUUUCACUUAACAAAAAAAAGAAAAAGAAGUUUCGUCUCGUCGGGGAUUGAACCAGAACCGACAGAUUGUAGGGCAAAAGCAAAACCCUUGCUCCACGCGUGCAUCCUUGGCGACAUGGCCUCCAGGGCGUACACAUUCCGGCGGGUUCCCACCAGAGCCGGAAGGUGUCGUUCAGAGUUGAGCGGAAAUGGAAUUUUGAAAUCCGGAAGACGGUAGACGGCAGACGGAAGAACAUUUUUUUACGGAACACGGAAAACGGAAGACGGAAGAAAAUUUUUCUCACGGAAGACGGCAGACGGAAGACGGAACAAAAAAAUCGACGGAAGACGGAAUUCCGCUCAACACUGGUGUCAUUGUUGUGGUCGUUCACGUGAAGCCUUCAAAAUCAACCGAUUCGCACCAAAUUUCAUGGACUUUAUCUCGACAUCCUAGAGGGUCCCUUCUCCAAGUUUGGUCCCAAUCGGUUCCCUAGAAACCGAGAAAAUUUCACAUUAAUAAAAAAAGUUAUGGGCUUGCAAUUGGGUUGUCUCUAAUUACCACGUCUUGUUUUCACUUUCUUUAGGUAAUUCUGAAGCUUCUGUUCAAGUGGAAAGGUUCGAUUUGGAAGGCAGUUUAUCAGUGAGCUUUUGACGACUUUCUCCCCAUUCUCACUACUUUUUUCGAUCAUUUGCUCUGCAAACUACGACAAAAUGCGCAACAAUUUCCAGAGAUUUGCUCAUAUGGUGCUUCUGCUACGCGAUAAUCUCGGUCCUCUAUCGCUAUGCACUGGACCGCGAGCAACAAGAGUAAGCGGCCGACGCACUCGCGCCGGCGACACAAAACUCGCGUUUUACAGCACUUUCGAGCGGUUUAUGACGUUCUGCAACCGACGUCUCGACUACAUUCCCAUCAAUUUCAUGCUCGGAUUCUUUGUGACGACGGUCAUCAACCGAUGGAUGACUCAGUUUGCCAAUUUGGGAAUGAUUGACAAGUGGGUCCACUCUUUUCUUCUCUUUUUCCACGUGUUUUCGAUCGAUGACUCGUUCAGUAUUGCGCUUUUCACCUCAAUGUACGUGUCCGGCAACGAUGAACGUGGACGGCUCCUGAGAAGGAGUAUUGUCAGGUUAGUUAGGGACACGUAAAAACUAACAAUAUUCUUUGAUGUUUUGAAGGUUUUGCGUAAUGUCGCAGACGAUGGUCUUCCGUGACAUUCAUAUCGGAGUCCGAAAGCGGUUCCCGACUUUGGAAACGAUGGUAGCCGCCGGCAUAAUGACUUCUGCCGAGCUGAAAAAGUUUAACGAGGUCGAGAGCAGGUUUAGGAUGGCCAAUUUUAUGAUGAAAAGACUUUGAAACUGUUUCAGAUACGCAAAAUACUGGCUCGGCUUCAAUUGGUCCUUUAAUUUGCUCAAUGAGGCGAGGAGAGAGGGUCGAAUCGAGAGCUCCUACACUCAAAAUGCCAUCGCCGAGGUGUGCAGUUAGAAAUUGGAGAAAUGGUCACGAGGUUUCACUUUUAUUCUAGGAAAUUCGAACGUUCCGAAGCGGUCUCUCGUUGAUUUGGACGUACGACUGGGUCCCGCUGCCGUUGAUGUACCCCCAGCUCGUGUUUAUGGCUGUUCAUUGCUACUACGUCGUGUGUUUGGUGUCGCGUCAGUUCACAAUCAACGCGGAUGCUCCGAUGACGACCGAAGUCGAUUUGGCGAUUCCGUUCAUGACGAUCAUCGAGUUCAUCUUCUACAUGGGCUGGCUGAAAGUGGCGAUGGAUCUGCUGAAUCCGUUCGGAGAAGACGAGGACGACUUCGACUGCAACUUUCUCAUCGAUCGCAAUUUGACGGUCGCCAUGGGAAUCGUCGAUGACACGCACGACGACGUGCCGAUUCUCGAGAAGGACAUGUUCUGGAACGAUACCGUCUCGCCGUUGUACUCGAAGGAGGCGGCGCAGAGAAACGUGAACUUCUACUUUGGAAGCGCCACCAACGCCGAUUCACAGUUGGUUUUGCUUUCGUUUUGCUUCAGAUUGCCACAUUCACUGUCCGAGCCCCAACUUUCAGAAAUACCUGUGAAUGGAACAGCGCUUAGUCAAAGUUGUGGCCGUGGCGCAGAAAAGUUCUAGGCCUUGUGAUCUUUUUCGCAUUUUUCUUUGCGUUCGACACAAUCUUCAUGCGCACGGUCUCUAGAGCUGAUAAUGGGCGCAAGUGCGCCCCGCCCAAUAGAGCGAUACAUUGGCGCGAAAUUCAAAUUUUAACAGCAAAUUUUGUGUUUUUUGCCAGAUUAGCCACGAAAAACCGAUAAUUUCUCAUUUGUCUUUCGAUAGACCGAUUGUAUAGGCUAUUACGAAUUUUUUAAGCGCAAGAGCGUCAAAUUUGGUCAAGUCGCAAAUCACAUUUAUCCGUUUGAAGGUUUUUGGCUAAAACUGCGUGAAUUUCAGUUGCUUUUCGGUAGUUUUCGCGGUUCGAGCGCUCAAAAUGCUUGUAUUUACGUGAUUUAUCAUUCUCAAAACCAAUUCUGUCUGAAAACGGUCAAGAAAGCGCAAAAUGAGAAGUGCGGUUUUUGGCGGCGAAGGCGAAAAAGCAAAGUCGGCGAAAAAUGCGCCAAAACGUCAUUAAUUCUGAGAAUUCGUGUGUUUUCAUGUCGAACAAUCAUUUUUCAUCGCCUUUGACCACAAAAAUCAGCGAAAACCUGUUCAAUUCAUGAAAACGCCAUUUGGCCGAGGCCGCCACGCCCAUAUUGUCAGCUCUGGAGACCGUGAUCUGGUCUAAAAAUAUCGGGUUCACAAAAAAAUAAAAAAAAUUGAGGGUUCCUUGGUCCUUUAAGUAUUAUAGGGUCAUCGCACAGAAAUGGCGCUCUGUUGAGAAACUCUUUUUGCAGUGCAAAUUGGGCGAGUUUGAAAAGUUAGGCCACGUUUUCAGUGGAAAAUUACUUCGCGGCCUAGAAAUACGGCCAGAUUGCGAACAGCGCGCCCUUUCUGUCCGAUGCCCCAAUAAUAUUGCCAUCGAUCAAUUCAUCAAGUGCACUAACAAAACAAACGUGCUCGCUGAAACAGUAACUUGCAUUCCAGAAUUCCCGACGACGUGCACCAGAUCACAAUGAUUCCGCAUCCGUUCAACGAGAAACUCGACCGUCAGUACGGCAAACGAACGAACCGAGCGCCCGUCGAAAGUGUGGUCGAACUGAAGCGGGAUCAGCGAUUUUCGACGGGCAACAACCGGAAACAGACUGUCGAGGCGAAGUUUUCGAACAAAAUUGGAGCCAUCUUCCAGAAGAGACAUUCAAAGUGAGAAAGAAACAAUUCAGGAAUUCAGGUUGCAUUGCCUUGUUCCACAACUUAUUAUCAGUGCAAAUGAGACAUUCUUCUUCUAUGAAUGUCCCGAAACAGAAUAGAAUUUAAAUGGGAAAUAACUCAAAAACGCUCAUUUCCACAGAUCGCUCACCUUCACUCCCGAAGGUUUCAACACAAAAACGCGUGCUUCCACCGACGUCGAAACCCUUCCAACAUUUGUGAAUACCCAGAAAGCGUGCUACAGCAAUGCCGAUUGUAUUGUGGAAGUUGGUCGGUUACAGACUUACAGCAGUCCCCAAUCCAAUCAAGACCAAGAGUUUCAGAUGAAGAAAGCAACGUUCCGGUCGAAGAUCCGAAGAAAAGAGUGAAUAUUUCUAGCAAACGAGGUCACUUUCAUAGCUAUUUUCCGGAAAUUGAGAAAAAGUAAACUUUCAGAAAGUGUCAUCUCGAUGGGACGGUCCAGAUCGUUCAAUCAUUUCGGCGAACACGUCGACUAUCAUGACUACUAUGAUUUUGACAAAGAAUAG